AUGGAAGUUCAGCUCAAAUUCGAGCACGUUGGGACUUACUUCAAGCAACGUGAUAAGACUGCAAUCCCCGGACAGCUCCCAAAUCGUUUAAAUGAAAAUCCUGAUCUUUUUGGUCUGUUGAAAGAUCCUCUGGAUCUCACCUUUGGAUAUGAGCGCUUCAAAGACGAGGGAGAUGGAGAUAUUUAUGAAUCCAUUUGUGACUUCACACGAAAAACUGCUAAACGAGGAACUUCAUUGAAAGAGACAAUCGGCGCCGAUAUUUUUUCAAACCGAUCCAUUUUGACAAAAAUUGCAACAGCGUCAAAUUAUAACCAAACACCGUUUGAAAUUGUAGUUCUCCGCAAGAAUGGAGUAAUAUUUCUCCACAAGCUCGGAAAGUCCUAUAUAGAUAAUUGCGGAGCAGGGUAUAACUUUGAGAAGUACAUGACUCUUAAUGACUUGGGAAACCACCAUAAUCCAAACGAAAAGGUGUCAAAUGCGACAUGCUCAAAAGUGGUACUCCGAACGUCUUUUGAAACCAGGAACGAAACAAUAAAAGUCUAUUACGCUUCUGAAGUUGAUGCGAUUGACAAAAAUGAUGAAUUUGUGGAAAUAAAAGCAACGUAAAUGGUUACACUGGAACAGCCAGAAACACUACUUCCAAUCGUUCCUUGGAAAUGUUCCAACCAUCCUGAUUGGCCGCAAAGACCAAAAAAACUUUGUCUACCAAGUUGACACAAUCAAAACAAACGAUAUUCCCAUGAUGGAUGUAAAAUGGGGUGUUCAGCGUUGCCUCGCACGACUGGUCACCGUGCUCAGUACGAUCAAGUCAAAGCUUCCAUAUGAUGAUCAAACUAUUUCUGUUAAAAUUGUUGGGGAACAUUUUCGAUACGAAAACACAAAUGCUGAAAACUGGAAUUUCGUUCUCUCUUCGUCUUUCCUGGAAUAUUUCGAGGAGUAA
Caenorhabditis elegans is the source of this 940-nucleotide messenger RNA. The record is from the annotation of a RefSeq genome assembly. NCBI's taxonomy places the organism in Eukaryota, Metazoa, Nematoda, Chromadorea, Rhabditida, Rhabditidae.